Molecule: messenger RNA, 1317 nt
Organism: Aspergillus wentii DTO 134E9
Lineage: Eukaryota; Fungi; Ascomycota; Eurotiomycetes; Eurotiales; Aspergillaceae
Product: mannose-1-phosphate guanylyltransferase
Exons: 4
Coding region: 1-1317 (438 amino acids)
Biological process (GO): biosynthetic process
Cellular component (GO): cytoplasm
Molecular function (GO): transferase activity
Source: RefSeq, a predicted model, not a curated record
AUGCUUCAAGUUCCAGUGCGGGAACACACCAACAUGGCCUCCACCAAGGCCAUCAUCUUGGUCGGUGGCCCUUCGAGAGGAACUCGUUUUAGGCCAUUGUCUCUGGAUGUGCCCAAGCCUCUGUUCGAAGUCGCCGGCCACCCCAUCAUCCACCACUGCCUCAAAGCUCUUGCGAAGGUCCCCGAUCUCCGAGAAGUCAUCCUGGUCGGUUAUUAUGACGAGAGCGUUUUCCGGGAUUUCAUCAAAGACUCCGUCAAGGAAUUCCCCCAGUUCAGAAUCCAGUACUUGCGUGAGUACACAUCUUUGGGUACAGCAGGAGGUCUGUACCACUUCCGCGAUGCCAUCCUCAAGGGCAAGCCGGAGCGCAUCUUCGUCCUGAACGCUGAUGUCUGCUGCUCUUUCCCGCUGGGCGAGAUGCUGAAGCUGUUCGAGGAGAAGGAUGCGGAGGCCGUCAUUCUGGGAACACGGGUAAACAACGACGCAGCCACCAACUUUGGCUGCAUUGUUUCCGAUUCGCACACCCGGCGUGUGCUGCACUACGUUGAGAAGCCCGAGUCUCACAUUUCCAACCUCAUCAAUUGCGGUGUUUACCUCUUCGCGACCGAGUGCAUCUUCCCCUCCAUCCGCAGUGCUAUCAAGCGACGCACCACCCGGCCCCGUCUUGUUUCUUACCCUUCGUCCGAGAACCUCGACACAACUUUUAUCGCGGCCGAUGAUGAAGACGGGGAGAAGAAUGAGGUGCUCCGUCUCGAGCAGGACAUCCUGUCCGACCUGGCCGACAGCAACCGCUUCUUCGUCCACGAGACUAAGGACUUUUGGCGACAGAUCAAGACCGCUGGAUCGGCCGUCCCUGCCAAUGCCUUGUACCUGCAGAAGGCGUUCCAGGCGCAAAGUGACGAACUCAUUGCUCCCUCCGCCACCAUUGUGCCCCCCGUCUACAUCCACCCUACUGCAACUGUUGACCCGACCGCGAAGCUGGGCCCCAACGUCUCCAUCGGUCCCCGUGUGGUUGUGGGCGCUGGCGCUCGUGUUAAGGACUCUAUCGUGCUCGAGGAUGCCGAGAUCAAGCACGAUGCGUGCGUGUUGCACGCUAUUAUUGGAUGGAGCAGCCGUGUUGGCGCCUGGGCCCGUGUCGAGGGUACCCCGAUCCCGAUGGGCAGCCACUCGACUAGCAUCGUCAAGCAUGGCAUCAAGGUGCAGAGCAUCACCAUCUUGGGUAAGGAGUGUGUUGUCGGGGAUGAAGUGCGAGUACAGAACUGUGUUUGCUUGCCGUUCAAGGAGCUCAAGAGGGAUGUGGCCAACGAGGUAAUUAUGUAG